GACUACUCGAGUGCUGCUAGGACACCAGUCACCCGGUGUGAUAUGUUCAGGUGGUCGAUUGGAUACAAGCCAAAAACUGCCCAACCGUAAAGAGUGCAUUUAAAUUUUGAAAACAAUCUAAAUAGCAACCUGCACAAAAGUUCUCCUGUGACCAUGGCUAACAUCCGACCGCUGGCACCCGAACUGGCCCUUGUGGCCAGAGAGCAGCUCAAUGAGGUGGACAAUGAUGUGGUUUGCAAAAUUGAGGCGAUGCGCACCUGGUUAAACGAGGAGGAGUACAUUCAGGCGCGGACCGACGAUCAAUUCUUGGCGGCCUUUUUGCGAUUUUGUCACUGGGAUCUCGAGGAGGCCAAAAAGCGGAUACUCUUCUACUAUACAUACAAGACCAAAGAGCGUGAGCUGCUCAAGAGUCGUUUUGUGGACGACAAGCUUUUCGAGCUGGCCCGAUCUGGAAUAUUCACCUCAUUGCCCAAUCCUAUUGGCCCUGGCGGCCCUCGCAUCCACUUCACUCGCAUGGGCCACAUAGAGCCCUCCAAGCACAGUGUCAGCGACAUAUUCCGAUUCCAUGCCUUCCGCGCCGAAAUCGAGAUAAACACGGACGACAACUGGAACAUAGCCGGUGUGGUGGAGAUCAUCGAUUUCACCAAGAUUCCCUAUUCCCUGCUGUUGCAGUUCGAUGCUGGGAUGUUUAAGAGAAUGAACGCCUUCCUGGAGCACGGCAUUCCCGCGAAUUUAGUGGCCACACAUAUUGUGCAUGCCUCCAGGGAAACGCAGUUUGUUUUGGGACUGGUCAAGGGUGUGAUGAAACAGAAGGAAUUGCUACACAUCCAUCCAAACUUAGAGUCACUGCAAAAGGCUAUUGGCAAGGAGUACCUGCCCGCGGAGAUGGGCGGCGAGAAUGGUUCCCUGGCGAAUGGACCGUCUUGGUACGAGGAGCAGUUGAACAGCUUCUCGGCAUACUUCAGAGAGGAUGAGAAAUAUGUGGUCGAUGAGAAGCUGCGGGCAGCUAGCGUAAAGGAGCAGGAGAAGCUACCACCACUGGUAGGAGGAGCGGGCAACGAGGGUUCUUUUCGCAGGCUGAACUUUGAUUGAGACGUGAAAUUGCGGCCCGGGGAUUUAGAUGUAUAUUCCGAUGCAUACACCUUAUAUACACACACAAAAAAAAAACACAAAACGGUCCGGUACAUAUACAUAAACUAAAUGUAUAGAAACUAAAUCGCUAUAGGGAUCUUUGGUCAUAGCAGAACCUGAUAUUUUAUAAAACGGAACCAUAAAAAAAAGCAACAUCGAAACUAAAAGCAACUUGAACAAUAUUAUAAAAAGUGCACACUAAAUAUGAAAAAAAAAAACCAAGAAAAUGAAAUGCCAUCAAAUGGCUACAAAAACCUCA
This is a messenger RNA of Drosophila ananassae, 1390 nucleotides long. RefSeq lists its product as uncharacterized. The coding region runs from base 154 to 1092 and encodes 312 amino acids. Gene Ontology annotation, cellular component: membrane. The transcript has 4 exons. Gene Ontology annotation, molecular function: phosphatidylinositol bisphosphate binding. Lineage: Eukaryota; Metazoa; Arthropoda; Insecta; Diptera; Drosophilidae. The record is from RefSeq and is a predicted model, not a curated record.